Messenger RNA from Momordica charantia (bitter melon), 1769 nucleotides. RefSeq names its product alpha/beta-Hydrolases superfamily protein. Lineage: Eukaryota; Viridiplantae; Streptophyta; Magnoliopsida; Cucurbitales; Cucurbitaceae. The record is from RefSeq and is a predicted model, not a curated record.
UAGAACAAUCAAAACGGUCAAUAGCAGUACAUGAAUUUAAGAAUCGCCUUAAAUCGCUCUCUCUCUCAAAAGAUGAAUUGAAGUUUAAAGUUUCAGUAAUAAAGGCCAUGAUUGCCAUAAUUUCAGUGAGGAAGAAGAAGAAGAAGAAGAAAGCUCACCAUUUUUUUUUUCCUUUUGUAUCUUCGACGCCUCAGAGAUCGACUGGUCCACGCUCUCUUCUCUGACCCACCAACCACCAUUAAACCCUUUUCUCUCUUUCUCUCUCUCUCACACAUGCUUCCAUUUAUGAACCCAUUACCCACCUCAUCAAUCUCUCUGCCCUUCUCUUUUUGAUGUUUCUAAAACCAAAUCCCAACUCAGGAAAUUCCCGGAAUGUCGAUCGUUUAUUAAUUUCGCGCCGUCACACCAAAGGGAUUCCUUGAGGUUCGUUGUUCUUUUUUAUUUUUUGAUUUGCUUGAUCUCUCCGUAGGAAUGGGUUCUUUGUUCGCAUAAUCGAGGCCAGAAAAAUGGGCGGUGUUACUUCGUCCAUGGCGGCGAAACUCGCUUUCUUCCCGCCGAAUCCGCCUUCCUACAGACUUGUUGCCGAUGAAUACACCGGUCUCUUGCUUCUCAGCCCCUUUCCUCACCGUGAAAACGUCGAAAUUCAUAAAUUGCCCACUCGUCGUGGUACUGAGAUUGUUGCUGUCUUCAUUCGUUACCCCAUGGCCACCUCUACGUUGCUUUACUCUCAUGGAAACGCUGCUGAUAUCGGCCAGAUGUACGAGCUUUUCAUUGAAUUAAGCAUUCACCUACGCGUUAAUCUCAUGGGGUAUGAUUAUUCAGGAUAUGGUCAAUCAUCUGGAAAGCCAACUGAGCAGAAUACAUAUGCAGAUAUCGAAGCUGUAUACAAGUGUCUUGAAGAAAGCUAUGGUACUAAGCAGGAAGAUAUCAUUCUAUAUGGCCAAUCAGUUGGAAGUGGCCCUACUUUGGAUCUUGCAGCUAGGCUGCCUCAUUUAAGGGCUGUAGUCCUUCAUAGUCCAAUACUUUCUGGUUUAAGAGUUAUGUAUCCAGUCAAGCGUUCAUAUUGGUUUGACAUUUAUAAGAAUAUUGACAAAAUUCCCCUCGUCGAUUGCCCGGUCCUUAUCAUCCACGGCACUUCAGAUGAAGUGGUUGAUUGCUCUCAUGGUAAGCAACUCUGGGAGCUAUGCAAAGAAAAGUAUGAACCGCUGUGGAUUAAAGGAGGAAACCAUUGUGAUCUAGAGCUUUAUCCUGACUACAUCAAACACCUCAAAAAGUUUGUAUCAACGGUGGAGAAAUCCCCAUCCCACAGGCACAGUACCAGGAAGAGCACAGACCAGCUUGAGAAACCUCGAAAGAGUACGGAUUUUUUCGAGGUUUCAAGGAAGAGCACAGAUAGGAGAGAGAAGCCAAGGCAAAGCACGCCUGAAAAAAUGAAGAACCAGUAUGGUAAUACAGAUAAAUUAGAAAAAGUGAGAAUGUCAGUUGACCAUAAAGAAAGGUCGCGUAGGAGCGUCGAUUGUCACGAGAAGUCUAGGAAAAGCGUUGAUCACCAGUUGGAAAGAGCAAGAAAGAGUGUUGAUCGACUUGACAGAAUACACACCGGAUAAUUGUUGGGUAUAGCAAAAUUGUAUUCAGGAACAGGAGUGGGAUAGUAAGAAUUUCACAAGUUUUUUCUGUUCUAUGUAUAAUUUAUGAUCUUUAAGAUGUGUAGUUUGCCUCUUGAAAGUUUAAAGUUAACUAUCAAGAAAUGAGAAAAGGAUUUAGUGUCU